UUCCAAAGUGCACUUUUUAUGAGAGCAGCCCAGGCUUUGAAAGAUAACCUAAUUGAUACGGAGAAGAAAAGGGAAUACAUGUUAGAUUGCUGUUUCUGACUCAACAGUUUACUAACACACGUUUAGGUUGGCACUCCAGCUCGACUAUGACUGCGGAAAUUUGGGACGUUAUUAUUGUUGGCGCCGGGCUAUCUGGGCUGAGUGCAGCUCAUUUGCUCAGAAAAAGGAAUGCCAAGUUCAGAAUACUGGUACUGGAAGGAAAAGAUCGGGUGGGAGGUCGCACAGUGUCCACUGAAAUACCGGCAGCUAAUGGAGUCGAUCGCUGGGACUUUGGAGGGCAGUGGGUAGGAAGCACUCAAACGCACAUCCUGGAGCUCAUAAAGGAGCUGGGCUUAGAGACCUAUCCGCAAUUCAGUAUUGGCAAGAAGGUGCACCACAUGGGGGGUCCAGGCGCCAAAGUUCGCACCUACACCAGUAUCCCUACUCUGUCCCCACUGGUGCUGAUGGACCUGACCCAGCUCCUGUGGAAGAUUGACAGAUUGCUUGCCACAGUGUGCGUCCAGGAUCCUUCAAUGACUCCCGGUGCUGUGGAACUGGACAGUAUGACUCUGCAAUCGUACAUUGACAAACAAGCCUGGACUACAGAACUAAAAGAGGAGAUGGGACUGUGCAGCAGGUCCCUCUUUGGCAUGGAGCCGUCCCAGAUGUCCUUCCUCUUCUUCCUCAUGUUUGCUGCAGCAGCGGGGGGGCUACUGGCUCUGCUGGAGAGCACUCCAGGUUGUGCACAAGAGCUAAAGAUAAAGGGAGGCACCCAGCAGCUUUCUCAGUGUCUGGCAGAACGCGUCGGGUUCAAGAACGUCCGGCUGGGCUCUGCUGUGACGGCCAUAUGGCAGGAUGCAGAGUGGGCCCGGGUUAGCACCACCACCAACACUUUCCUGUGCAGGGCCGUGAUCGUCACCUGCCCCCCUCACUUGGCAGCAAAGAUCCACUACCAGCCAGCCCUGCCCAGCCAGAGAGAAUUCCUUACCCAGAACAUGCCGGUGGGCCACAUGAUAAAAUUCAUAUUAACAUACCAGACGGCUUUUUGGAGGGAGAAAGGCUUCUCAGGGGAAAUAGUGGCAGGAUCCUCCACCGAGUGUCCAUUCUGUGUCACUUUUGACGCCACCAGCCCCAGCGGUAAUGCUGCCUUGGUGGGCUUCAUCGCCGGCCAGCAGGCUUCACAAUGGAGCUCCAAGGAGAGUGGCGAGAGGAGAGAAGCUGUGCUUUCCAGCCUGGUCAAAUACCUGGGACCUGAGGCCAGGUCUUUCAUCCACUACGAAGAGAAAGACUGGGCUAAGGAGGACUACAGCGGCGGCUGCCCUGUUAAUGUCAUGGCGCCAGGAAUGCUAACAUAUUACCACCCCAGCCUGAGGAAGCCCUGUGGCAGGAUCCACUGGGCAGGCACGGAGACGGCCACCCUCUGGUGCGGCUACAUGAGCGGGGCGGUGCAGGCGGGUCAACGAGCAGCUCUGGAGGUUCUGGCUGAACUCUGCCCAACGAGCCUGACCCAGGAGGAGCAGGACGCUGUGCAGAACAAACACUCUGCUGAAGGUGCAGCCAAGCAAACACCAACGUCCAAACUCCGCUACCUGUGCACCAGCAAGGCUGUGGUCAUAGCAACACUGGCUAUAAGUGCAGCUGUCUUGUUGGCACGGAAUCAGAAUGCAGUGCUAAAUACCAAAGCUUAUUUUACAAAUGUAUUUACAACAACAAGGCAUAAGAUAUUUGUAUUAUAACGCAGACCUGAAACACAGGUUUGCUUCCCACCUGUAUGGACUUAACAUGGAACAAACUACUCUAGGUUUUUCAAAGGGCUUCAAAGAAAAAGUGUUCUCUAAGGAUAUGUUUUAUCUUAUGGUCUAUCCUCUUUCAUUCCUCACAAAAAGUUUGUUAUAUUUAAUAACAAAGUUCAAAUCAAUUAAAAAUAUUUUCGUUAUAUUGUAUCAGAUCAAAUCAUAUUGUAAUAUUUGUAUCCAAGGGUACCAAGGCUGUAUAUGUCAUU
Molecule: messenger RNA, 2041 nt
Organism: Trematomus bernacchii (emerald rockcod)
Lineage: Eukaryota; Metazoa; Chordata; Actinopteri; Perciformes; Nototheniidae
Product: probable flavin-containing monoamine oxidase A
Exons: 12
Coding region: 147-1775 (542 amino acids)
Molecular function (GO): oxidoreductase activity
Source: RefSeq, a predicted model, not a curated record